AUGGCUCGUCUGUUGCGAUCAUUGCAGCAAUUACUGGGGAAUACAACUCCAGCUCCUAUUGCUGCACCAAAGCAAACUUUUGGUCUUGUUCGAUCGCGAUCUAUCAACGCCGAUUUCUCGGUGUUUCAAGAGGGCGACCGAGUUUUGUUAAACACCAAACAACCAGCACUGACGAAGCCAUUGAAGAAAGGUGGAAAAACCAAUCUUCGAAAGGGUCAUUUGGCGCAUGACCUCGUCAUUGGAAAUCGGGUAUGGGAUGCAGUUCAAGCACACAAGGGGCCAGAGGUUAGGUUGAGUCUGCCAACUCUUGAAGAAUAUGUAACUCUGACCCCUCGACAUGUGACACCGAUCUAUUCACACGAUGCCAAUCUAAUUGUCUCCCUCCUCGAUCUCCAUCCCAAUACACCUUCCGCGGGUGAAAAACAAGCACCGAUAGAAAUCCUUGAAUCGGGUACCGGACAUGGAUCUUUAACAUUACACCUUGCGCGGGCCCUUCACGCGGCCAACUCGACUCCACCACCUCGACCAGUAACUUCGCAGAUCCAGCACGUGGCGGACAGGAAUCGGGACCCUAGAGAGAAGGAAGAACCAUCAAUGGAAUCCGAGGCUGUGACAGAAGACGACCCGGCUCAGGUCCAAGAGGAUUGGGAUGCAUGGCGAGCUGAGCGGGGCGCAAUCAUCCACACCGUGGAUGUAUCGUCAAGGUUCGCAAGACUUGCCGAACAAAAUGUGCAAGGGUUCCGCCGCGGGAUAUAUGCUGGAACCGUCGAUUUCUAUGUUGGCGCAGUGGAGGAAUGGAUCAAUGAGCAGGCGACUCGUCGCGCAAAGGCGGCUGAGAAGGUCGAGCCUUUCUUGUCAUGUGUCAUAUUGGACAUGCCGUCUGCACAUGAACGGAUUCCCUUGGUGAAAGACAGUAUUAUGCGAGACGGAAAGCUCCUUGUCUUCGCCCCCAGCAUCACACAAAUUGGAGACUGUGUGCAAACAAUCCAUGACAUGGGGCGGCCUUUCGUCCUCGACCGAGUAGUUGAACUUGGAAUUGGCUUAACAAGUGGCCGGCAGUGGGAUGUGCGUCUCGCAGUGAAGAAAUCUACUUCUGAUCCUUCAACUUGGGAAUCAGGCGCCGAGAGCGAGGAAACAGCUCAAACUGGCGAUGAAGCACCUGAAGACGAACCUAUUGGUAGCCCGGAGACUCCAGUUCCAGGUCCUGGGGCCACUGGAAAGAACGCGGUGAUGGUAUGUCGACCAAAGGUAGGACUACGCACCAUGGGAGGUGGGUUCGUCGGAGUCUGGCGACGUAUUGAAGAACGUACCUGA
Penicillium angulare is the source of this 1314-nucleotide messenger RNA. Its product is annotated as tRNA (adenine-N(1)-)-methyltransferase. NCBI's taxonomy places the organism in Eukaryota, Fungi, Ascomycota, Eurotiomycetes, Eurotiales, Aspergillaceae. Gene Ontology annotation, biological process: tRNA methylation. The coding region runs from base 1 to 1314 and encodes 437 amino acids. The record is from RefSeq and is a predicted model, not a curated record. Gene Ontology annotation, cellular component: tRNA (m1A) methyltransferase complex. The transcript has 4 exons.